Molecule: messenger RNA, 969 nt
Organism: Protopterus annectens (West African lungfish)
Lineage: Eukaryota; Metazoa; Chordata; Ceratodontiformes; Protopteridae
Product: olfactory receptor 1086-like
Exons: 3
Coding region: 1-969 (322 amino acids)
Biological process (GO): G protein-coupled receptor signaling pathway
Cellular component (GO): membrane
Molecular function (GO): G protein-coupled receptor activity; olfactory receptor activity
Source: RefSeq, a predicted model, not a curated record
AUGGUGGGUGGGCAGGUUGGAGUAACUGGGGAAAUUAUUUUUUUGGGCUGUGAUGCAGAAUUGGAGUUGCCUGGACAUAGUCAGGCCUUUCUAAGUCGAAUUAUGAUGACUGCCAAAAAGGCAAUUGCUGGAGAAUGGAGAUCAAGACUUAUGCUGACUUUGCUAGAAGUGACAAAGCUUUCAGUACAGAACAUGGAAAACUUCUCUGUUUUCAUACUUAAAGAAUUUGAAAGUAUUGGUGAUUACAAAUAUUUGCAUUUUGUAUGCUCUUUGAUAUUUUAUCUCUUAAUAGUUUUUGUCAAUGUUUUUCUUGUUUGUGUUAUCAUUCAUGAGGACAGCCUCCAUGAAACCAUGUACAUUUUUAUGUGUAAUUUAUUUCUCAAUGGACUAUAUGGCAGUACUGCAUUUUUUCCAAAAUAUAUGGCAGAUAUUCUGUCAGAAUACAGAAUAAUUUCUUACACCGGCUGUUUUAUUCAGAUGUUGUUGAUAUAUACAUUUGGCUAUAAUGAAAUUACUUUCUUAGUACUGAUGGCAUAUGACCGCUAUGUAUCUAUAUAUAAUCCUUUAAGGUACAGCAUUAUUAUGACAGUUGAUAAAGCCUUCAGACUCAUUCUUGCCUCAUGGUUAUAUAAAUUUUGUCUUGUAUUAUUGUAUAUUUAUCCAAUAACAAGGAUAUGUGGGUCAACUAUACAAGAUAUUUGCUGUGCAACAAUAUCUGUUUUGAAACUGUCUUGCAAUGAUGCUUCUUUUAAUAUUGUUUUGGAAUCAUGUACUAUCAUUAGAACAGCUGUGAUGAGUCCACAAAUUAAGGAAAAUCAGGUGGAAUGGGAAGCAUCUGAUUAUUUGCUACAUGAAGAGUCUCUGGAGCCUUCUGUAGGAAACCAGUGCAAAAGUUCAAUUGGAGUUGGCACAGCAAGGAAAGAAGCAGGAAACAGUGGCAACUCUGAUGCAUUUAGUGUUCUGGAUUGA